Molecule: messenger RNA, 4663 nt
Organism: Argiope bruennichi
Lineage: Eukaryota; Metazoa; Arthropoda; Arachnida; Araneae; Araneidae
Product: transient receptor potential cation channel subfamily M member 7-like
Exons: 29
Coding region: 152-4558 (1468 amino acids)
Biological process (GO): monoatomic cation transmembrane transport
Molecular function (GO): monoatomic cation channel activity
Source: RefSeq, a predicted model, not a curated record
UUUCGAAUUUCGCCUUGAACAUGAUUGGAAAAAUUUUUAAUAGUAUUUAGGGAAUUCCAUAUUUUUUCAAUUUGUGUAUGUUAAAAAAAAAUUGUUGCCUUUUUCAUUCUACUUAGUUAGCUAUUGAUGCUUUUUUCCCUUUCACAGUAAAAUGAGCGAUGAUAUUAAUGAUAGUGCGAAAGCUAGAUAUAGCUCAUCGGAAAUUUUUACCGGAAAACUUUGUAUUCAAUCUCAGGAAAUACCGUUUGCUCACUUUAUCCAUCACUGCAGUUUAGAAAAUAUUUUAAGAGUAAUGAUUGAAGAAUGGAAUUUACAAAUUCCAAAUAUUAUGGUCAUUUUAGUAUCGGAUAAUGCAUCCUUGAGUGGCUGGAUUGACUUUAAAGAGCAGAAGCGAUUUGUUAAAGGUUUGAUUAAGGCAUCUAAUGCUACAUCAAUGUGGAUUCUUACAAGUGGUCUAAACAUUGGCUUAGCUAAACUUGUUGGGGAUGCUUUUCAACUUGAUUAUAAGAAGCGUUAUGCUCAGUUUUGCUACAGUCAAUCAAUCGAAAGUGAAAAAAUAAAGAAUACUCCUCUCAUUGGUGUUUGUAGAGACACAAUUCUUACAUAUUAUGAGAAAUUUAGAAACCCGGAAAAAAACCUUUUACUGCAAAAUCUUGGAAAUAAACCAGAUGAACAUAGGUUUGAUUUGAAUGUUUUCCAUACUAAUUUUUUGCUUGUUCGAGACAAAACUGCCCAUAAAAGUGGAGUCAACCGAUUUCUUUUAAAGCUCGAAGAUGCAUUUCGAGGUUUUCAUUCUGGCACUUCAGAUGAUGUGUCUACUUUUUUGCCAUCUUCUCCUGUACCAGUGAUAGCAGUUCUUGUUCAAGGAAAUUUAAACUCUGUACAUUAUAUAUUAGCACAUUUGAAGCGCAAACUACCCAUUCUUGUCAUUAGGGGUAGUGGGGGUUUGGCUGAUAUUUUGGCUUAUGCAUAUUAUGAAGUACAGAGAAGUUUCGAAAAAAUCAAAGAUGUGGAAUACGUGGAAAAUAUACUGAAGAAAAGUCUAAGUGAUAAAAUAACUGCUGUAUUUCCAACUCUGAAAGAUAAUAAAAUGGCUCAUCGUUUGCUUUGUGAUAGACUUCUUGAUUGUGUACGAUGCGCAGAGCCUCCUAAGUUGAGAUACAUUACUGUGUUUAGCACUCUUGAUCUGGAUCGAGAUAUAGAAGACCUUCCUAGUCAUUUGCUUGAAACUAUUUUUAAAGCCCAAAAAUCUGAUGUAUCCAAUUUUCAUGCUCAUCUUAAAAGAGAUUUAUUGCUUACAAUUGAUUGGAAUUGCCCUCAUUUAGCAGUUACUAAAGUGUUUUAUAAAGAUCCUAGUUUUAAAGUUGAAAAUGAUGUAUUUGAACAAACACUGCUUAGUAAAGAUAGAGAAGAAUUUAUUUCAAUGUUUCUUGAUCAUGGAUUUGAAAUUCAUAAGUAUAUGAAUUCAUCUCGUGUUAUAACAUUGUUUGAAAAAGCUCUUACUGAAGAUUUUUUCCGAGAAGUUUGCUGGGAAAGAAUUUUAGGUUAUAGAAGGAUUAUGAUGCUUGAUGAUUACUUUAUUGACUCAGAUCUGAAUUGGAUUAUUGAAAAUUUAAUGGGAAUGCCUAUUUAUAUAAGUUCUAAGGAACUGAAUGAAUGCUCUGCUGGAAUUUUUAAUCUGGAUUGCCCUAAAGAAUUAGCAUCUGAUGUAGCAAGACGUAAGGCAAUAACCGUGCUACUAAUAUGGGCUUUAAUAUCAAAUCGAGGAAAAUUAGCAGUUUAUUUAUGGCGCCAUGUAGAUCAACCUGUAAUGCUCGCUUUAGCCAGUACUUUGAUUUUGGAUAAAAUACAACAGUAUAUUACUGAUACAACAUUAAAAGAAAAAAUUGAAAAACUUCGCAAGCAAUUUGCAGACAUGGCUGUUGGUGUAUUUGAUCUAUGUUACAAUGAUAUGCCAUCUAAAGCAUAUGAUGCUCUCAGUGUAAAGAAUAAAGAUUGGGGAGGUCACUCAUUAAUUGAUAUGGCUGCUUUAGCUCAGAAUAAGGAUUUAGUUGCUCAUCCCUGUUGUCAGAAAUGGUUGACAAAUACAUUUAUGGGAAAUAUUAAAAUGAGGGAUCUUUCUUGGGGUUUCAUGACUAUACCUACAUACUUUAAAGUUAUUCUUUGUGCUUUCUUUGUGUAUCCUAUGUAUUUAUGGGUCAGAUUUAAAGAAACAUCUGAUGAGGAAUUCGUUGGAAGUAAUGAGUAUGAAGCAAGUGACCCAUAUUAUACUACUUCAAAUGCCCCAAGAAAUAAAAAUGUUAGUCAUGAAGAAAUUGGACGUUUUCAUUUAUUAAAGUACCAUUAUCCUCCUAUGUGGCAAAUGAUUUACUGGAUGUGGAGUGCUCCUAUUACAAAAUUUUGGGUUUCUCAUAUAUUUUAUGUCAUUUACUUAGCAAUCUUCAGUGUAGCUGUGAUUUGGACAUCUUGUGGAAACAUCUAUCUAGAUCUUUUGAUUUGUUUUUGGACAAGUAUGAUAGCUUUACAAACUGCUCAUAAAUUAUAUGCUUUGAACAAGGCAUUUCCCAAUACUCCAUUGUUUGGUACAAGUUUAGAAAUUAUUUACAUUCUCACAUAUGUAAUUUUCCUUUUCUUGCUUCGCAUCAAACCAAUGAAUGAUCCUUAUGGUGGAAAGAUUUUAAUGUGUUUGGGACUGCUUUUCUUUUACUAUCGUAUGAUAUUUAUUUAUUUGCCAAUAUCAUCAACUCUAGGACCACUGCUUUAUAGAGUUAAAGAAAUGAUUACUGUGGAUUUUGUAAAUUUUAUGAAGUUGGUUGUAUUAAUCCUCAUAGCUAAUGGCAUUGCAAUGCAAGCAAUUUUAUAUCCAGAUUUCCCAUUAAGUGUUGAAUUGAUACGAAAAUCAUUCCACAAAGCCUUUAUUGCAUUUUUCAUGACACCUGUUGGAGAACUAAAAGGUACUGAACCAUUUUGUAAAACUUGGGAACAAAAGCCAGCAGAUGGAAGCAUGUGUCGAGUUAGUAAUUAUGUUGAUGGUAGAUGUUCAUCUGGGAUUGCAUUUUGGCCUUAUGUAAUUGUCUUCCAGUAUUUGUUACUAUUAAAAUUAAUUCUGUUAACUAUACUAUUUGCUCUUUUCAGUAAUACUGGAAGCAAAUUUAGUGCUGAAAGUAAUACAUUAUGGAAAUUUCAGCGUUAUCAUCUGGUUACAAAAUUUUCAGUAUCUUUACGUCUUCCACCUCCACUCAAUAUCUUUAGCCUCAUUGGUAUUCUGUAUGAAUUUGGUGUUUAUGUUUAUAAAUGGAUUGAUGCUUUAAUGCAGAAGAAAAUUAAACAAGGAACUAACACGAUAACAAAUGAAGGGUACUUUUCUUCAUUAGAAUGCAAUUAUUGGAAGCAAUUAGCACGAGAUUAUGUUGAUAAAGAAGAAUAUAAAAAAAAGGAAGAAGAAUUCACACAGAAAGAAUCUGAUAUAAUUGGAAAAUUGUUGGAUGAUGUGAAUUUAAAAGAAGAUUUGAUUUAUCGAGCCAAGAGUCAAAUUGCACAACUUGAGGCAGACAUAGGUUACACUCAUGCCCAUCUUGAAACUUUAAAAUAUCAUGAAAAGAAAGAUGAUGAACAAAAGGCAAGCCUUUCCUUACAUUCUUUGGCUCGUGAAUCGCCAUAUCCAAGAACUAAGAUUCAACGCUUUCCGGUUCCUGAUAAAUAUGUUCCUUGGGAAGUAAUGUGGCUACAUUAUGAACCAAAUAUUUAUACUAUGCCCAAGAGUGACUUUAUAAGCUAUCUUCAACCUUAUGUGGAUGAAGAUAUCCUCAUGAUGAAACAGAGAGGAGUUAAUAAAGAUGAAAUUCCAGUUUAUCUGUGGAAUAUGGAAUCAACUGAUUCAAAUGGUUUUUAUCGAAACCGUAAAUCUUGGAUUAUUGAUUCAAGAACUAAACCUUUAACAUAUCGACUGGAUCUGGAUGAUUUACCUCGUAACCCAAUGGGAAGAACUGGACUACGUGGUAAAGGUGCUCUUCCUCGUUGGGGACCUAAUCACAAUGUUUUUGCAGUUAUUACUAAAUUUCAAAGAAGAACUUCAAAAGGUUCUGAACAUUCAUUAUUGGGAACAGCUGAUUUAUUAGAAUUUGUUGAAACAUUUUACUGGACUAAAAAGGAAAUUUCACUUCCUGGGGGUUUUGCCUGGUCUGAGAACCGAUAUCAAGUGAUACAGUCUGUUUUUAAAAUGGCUGAUGAAAGUCCUACUUGGGUAACAGCAGAUGACAUGAUUCAGUUUUUCAAACAACAUGCAACUGCUUCAACUGGUUCAGAACCCAGUGAGAAAGACUUCAAGAGUGAGAAAAUUUAUUGUGGCUAUAUGGAUGAUCAGCUGAACACUGAUCAGGCUUGGAAAGAAGUUGAACUAUGGCACAUACAUUAUUAUAACUAUACAAGUAUUAUUGGAACAUUUAAGAGCAAUGUAAAAUGGAGAAUUUUAUCAGAAGAUGUUUUCAUUCGCCUCCCUUAUGGACAGACAACUCUUUUGCAAGAUGCUAUUCGUACCUUAGAAGCGAAAAUAACAUAAUAUGAGUAAACAUAGUUGUUAUACAGAAAUUAAUCUAUUUCAGAUAUAUACAAUAUAUUCUGUUGAAAUAUUUGUUUCUUAAUAAAGGCUUGAUGUCUCUUUGAA